AACUCCAACCGCGCGUUUUCGGAUAUAAAGCCAUGGUCGAAGCACAGAGCGUGAGUGUGUGACCGUCCUCAGGGUUUGUCUUGUGUCUUGCCUGAUUCCUUCGCCAUCACCACCACCACCACCACCGCCGCCAUGUUAAGCAGAGUCAUCCUGAUGGUGUUGGUGGCGAGUACUACUGCUGUGUCUCCUCCGGGACCAUCUUGUCGCCUGCGCUUGCGACAACCUCUGCCACAACCACCAACUUACAGGCCGCCGUAUUCCCCUGCUAGUUAUUACCCCUCGACCGGGGGCAUGUGGGUCUGCUAUACGUCUUACGGAUACGGCGGCUCUGUCCCGUACCCAUAUGGCUCUCGUCCAGGCUAUUGGCCUUAUGGUGCCGCAGUCGCCACACCCGUCGCAGCCACUGCACCAGUGCCAUCCGCCGCAACUGCCACACCCAUCGCAGUUGCUCCAGCAGCCCCACCCAGUAUACCCUACCCAGCCGCCGCACGUGUCGCACCCACACCCGUCGUAGCAUAUCCAUACUACGGUGGUGCCACUCAAGCUCAGCCUGUUGCUUUUCCAUAUCCAUAUCCUGGAAGACUUCUUGCCACGGUGAGAAGAGCUCGGAAGACAAGAAGUGUAGCGACCGACGAGGGUCAGCAACAAUCCUUUUCUUCAAUCACUGAGAAUAUACCACAAGCAGAAACCCUACCUUCUAUCACCGACUCAUUACAAGCAGAUCAUCCCUCGCCCUACAUCACCGACUCAACAUCACAAACAAAAAUGUUGCCUUCCAUCGUCGAGGUCAUACCCCAGGCAGAACAACUCCUGCCUUCUUCCCCCGCCAGUGGACAGCCAUUACUCGCUGCCAUCACGUCCUCCAGUGCUGCUGGAAAGCUUGCCGUGAGCGUGGUCUUCACCAGUAACAGCUUCAUGCACAACUUCUUCACACACCAACUGUACCCAGCUGUACAAGCCCUCGGCAUCCACCUCACUCUGGACUUGCUGCCUCACCCAGAUGGAGGUUGCCAGCCCGGCUCCAGCAAGUGUCUUGGAAGUUCCUUGAUGGUCUGUGCUGCUGAGGCGCUGCCCCUCACAACCGCACAACUUGCCUUCUCGGCUUGUUUCAUGAAGGGCACCCUCGGCCUUCAAGACCAAAGCUAUCCUGCAGUUAUGAAUGUUGCCAAGAUGUGCAUGGGUCCCUUCAGUGUCCUUAACUGGAUGCAAAUGGCAGGCUGCGUGUCGUCAGGACGGGGCGAACAGCUAUUCACUGCUGCUACCAAACGCCUAAACCUUCUCGUCCCUGGCCCACAAAAUGCCCCCAUUGUGGCAUUCAAUCAGGAAGUGGUGAUAGCUGAUGCGAGCGCCCUUGAGCUCUUCCCUACAUUAUUGUGUCAGCAGCUGACCCAGGUCCCCGAAGCCAGCACAUUCUGCUCCUACAACACACUUUACUGAAACUCAACUCUGCAUCCACAUUCUCAAAACUUUUUAGGAUCAGAUAUCAACUACUUUCCUUAGGUUGUAAGGAGUUAGGUUAACAAGGGUGUUGCGAUGCAAGUGGUGCCCUCAAGAGUACUUGGUUCAUCAGUGGACUAUACACCUACUUAUAACUCAACUCUUGCAGGACCUUUGAAAAUGGUUGGUGCAAAAACUUGACGCACUUCAACAUGAACUCCAAAUACCCAUAUCUCUGGGGUUGGUAGUCCUUGUACAUCAGUUAAGUGGUGUAGUGCUCUCUACAGAACUUAGAUUUUUCGCCUUCUUAUUCAUCGAAUAACCCUCCAGACAGAGUUAUGUCGGAUUCUAAUACUUGACUCAAAUUAAGAUACAUUUAGGCCACAUACAAACCUGAAUCCUUGCUUGUCCAAAGCAGCAAUAAGCUUGUGAGCAUGUUAAAAAGCUCUCAUACUAACAAACAUCACCCAUCAUUACAGGUAAAUAAAAUGGCCAAUGAUGCUGCAACAAUUAUCAAUCAGCUUUACAAUAAUAUCUAAAAAGAGGAAGAAAAAACAAUGGCGACAAGGUGGUGAGUGGCAGCCGCUCAUCGUACACUCCAAGUCACGUCAGUGGGACAGAGUUCACUCCAAUUCUUUUGAUACAGCACUAGGUAUACAACAACCAAGGUCUUCACUGUGCUGUAACCUUUAUGACAGUAAUAAUAAUAAAAUAUCUAAACAAUUUUUUCUUCAAAACCAAAAGAAAAUAAAAAAAUCGCUCCUCAAUGAUAACUAAAUUCCCCUUUGCCCUUAAGUAACAGCAUAACAAAUAGACUGAAUCAUGUCUUUCAAAAACUAACCCUUGAUACUUUCCCAAACCAAACUAGCCAAAAAAAGAUUGAUAUCCCUAUGAUUAUGCGUCUCCAUCUAUGUACAAGUGGCUUGCUUUCUAUGUUCCCUAAUCUAUCACAUGAUAUGGCUAAGGGGAUAUAACCAGAUGUAUGCAUGUAUAAAUGUAUCAGGAAGUGGAGAAAGAAAAUAACUGAAAUGUAAAGGGUCAAUGAAAAUAAAGAGUUGCCGUGCUC
Molecule: messenger RNA, 2503 nt
Organism: Portunus trituberculatus (swimming crab)
Lineage: Eukaryota; Metazoa; Arthropoda; Malacostraca; Decapoda; Portunidae
Product: calphotin-like
Exons: 7
Coding region: 133-1437 (434 amino acids)
Molecular function (GO): oxidoreductase activity, acting on a sulfur group of donors, disulfide as acceptor
Source: RefSeq, a predicted model, not a curated record